Hemicordylus capensis (graceful crag lizard) is the source of this 1427-nucleotide messenger RNA. RefSeq names its product transmembrane protein 138 (gene TMEM138). The record is from RefSeq and is a predicted model, not a curated record. Bases 365 to 853 code for a protein of 162 amino acids. Lineage: Eukaryota; Metazoa; Chordata; Lepidosauria; Squamata; Cordylidae. Gene Ontology annotation, cellular component: cilium. The transcript is spliced from 5 exons.
GCGAGUAGCAGCGGUGACGGGGAGGGCUGUUUCUCCCUCUCUCCCUCCCUUCCUCUCCCCUCGCGCUUUGGCUGACAUUCUUGUUGCCGCGCAGGGGCUGAGUCCAUGUCUUGGAUGACUUCCCGUCUUACCUAACGAGGGAAGUAUCAUGAAGUGAGCGUAUAUGACAGCAGUCCUGGGAAGCGGGGGCAGAAAGACAGGAGGAGAAGGAAGGGGAUCCCUGGUAGGUUUGAGAGCUCAGCCUUAGGAAGCCAAGAGUGAUUGCACUGGAGGGAAAAGUUUGUACCCAUCUUUGCUAUGAGUAUCAGCUGGUACUGUUGUCUGGGAUGCAGACAUUGAGAUCUCACAAUUCCAGCGAAGGAAGAUGCUCCAGACCAGCAACUAUAGCCUCGUGCUUUCCUUGCAGUUCUUACUGCUGUCCUAUGACCUCUUUGUCAACUCCUUUUCAGAGCUUCUACGCAUGGCCCCUGUCAUCCAGCUUGUGCUCUUCAUUAUUCAGGAUAUUGCCAUCCUCUUCAAUGUUAUCAUCAUCUUCCUCAUGUUCUUCAAUACCUUCGUCUUCCAGGCUGGCCUGGUUAAUCUUCUGUUCCACAAAUUUAAGGGGACCAUCAUCCUGUCGGCAGCAUACCUUGGUUUAAGCAUAACCUUCCACAUUUGGGUUAUGAAUCUCCGCUGGAAAAAUUCCAACUACUUUGUAUGGACAGAUGGGUUGCAGACCCUCUUUGUGUUCCAGAGACUGGUGGCUGUUCUCUACUACUAUUUCUAUAAGAGGACGGCUGUGCAUCUCGGAGACCCCCGUUUCUACCAGGACUCUCUUUGGCUACGAAAAGAGUUUGCUCUAGUCCGCAGUUGAUAGUUGCUUCCUGGUCAUCUGAAGCAGUGGUCAGUCUGCUGUGAUGUCAGAGAGGUCUUAUCAAUAUAUUUGCAGCAUGCUUUCUCCGCACAACUUGUCUCUUAGAGUCUGGUUUUAAAUUUUGUACGGUCAGAUGACUUCAUCCCAUUCCUAAACUCUAUGUACAACAAGCUACUUGUCAAUGAACCCACGCUUCUGUGGAUUCUCUGUUUGCUGCUAUAUUCUUCUUGGCUUCAAAGCACUCCACAUUCCUCCUUUCAGAUCAGUGAACUGCACUUUCUAGAUUUGGCUGCAGCCUUGCUGAGGAACAAUCUGAAGUGCCAAAUAGGUUUGGCUGAGAACUCUCAACAGUUUUCUCCUUGGGAUGUUCUCUUUCCUCUGAGAAAAAGAUCUCCUGGCUUCAUUGGUACCAAUGGCUCAUUGUCGGCAUGAGCAUGACUAGCUGUACAAGGACUAUGCUCUAGCUAUGCAGUAUUCAACCUGAGCACACAUACUCUCAUUGACUUGAUAGAUUCUCCUUUUGUACUUGUGUUUUUAUAAAUUAUAAGAAAAUAAAUCAGGUUUUUUUCCUAAA